This is a messenger RNA of Purpureocillium lilacinum, 843 nucleotides long. RefSeq lists its product as uncharacterized. Gene Ontology annotation, biological process: fungal-type cell wall organization. Lineage: Eukaryota; Fungi; Ascomycota; Sordariomycetes; Hypocreales; Ophiocordycipitaceae. Gene Ontology annotation, cellular component: cell cortex of cell tip; plasma membrane. The record is from RefSeq and is a predicted model, not a curated record.
AUGGCCGGCCCCAACACCCGCCGCAACACGGCCAUUGCGGCCUCCGUGCUCUACUUCCUCACCAUCCCCUUCCUCAUCCUCGUCCUCAUCGGCAACACCAAGAAGUCGUCGUCGGUCCUGACCGACAUCUACUUCUUCAAGCUCGACGUCUCGCAAAUCAUACCCAUCGCCGUCGCCAACUCCAACCUGCUCAACUCGGUCGCCAGGAGCCUCGGCCUGCACGACUUUUACUCGGUCGGCCUGUGGAACUUUUGCGAGGGCUACAAUGACGAAGGCGUCACGUACUGCUCCACGCCCACCCAGUUCUACUGGUUCAACCCCGUCGAGAUCCUCGUCAGCGAGCUCCUCGCCGGCGCAAAGAUCGCCCUGCCCUCCCAGGUCGAGACCAUCCUCACCCUGCUGCGCAUCGGCUCCCAGGUCAUGUACGGCUGCUUCAUGGCCGGCACCGUCGUCAACUUUGUCCUCAUCUUCGCCUCGCCGCUCGUCAUCCGCACGCGGUGGUUUACCCUCCUCUUCGGCACUAUUGCCCUCGGCUCGGGCAUCGUCCUCACCGUCGCCGCCAUCAUCGCCACCGUCAUCAGCGUCGCCGCCAAGAUUGCCCUGACCGCCCAGGACCAGCUCAACCUCCAGGCCGUCAUUGGCGUAAAGAUGUUCGUCUUUAUGUGGAUCGGCGCCGUCUUCACCGACGUCGCCUUCCUGCUUCACGCCGGCAUGGCAUGCUGCUGCAAGCCCAACAGGGCGCCUCGGCAGACGGAGACGCCCAGGGACAGCUCCGAGGAGAAGCCCUCCAAGGUGGCUCUGCCCAGCUUUGUGCGUCGGAGGAGGGGCGCUGCUGCGUCAUAA